GAGAGAGACAGAGAGACAGGCAGAGAGAGAGAGAGUGAGGGAGAGAGGAGCGGAGACGGAGGGAUGUAAAGAUGGCAGAGCUACAAAUGCUCCUGGAGGAAGAGAUCCCGGCUGGGAAGCGAGCUCUGCUGGAGAGCUAUCAGAACCUCUCCCGGGUCGCCGAAUACUGCGAGAACAAUUAUGUGCAGGCGCAGGAUAAGAAGAAAGCCUUGGAGGAGACCAAAGCCUACACCACCCAGUCUCUGGCCAGCGUGGCCUACCAGAUCAAUGCCUUAGCCAACAACGUGCUGCAGCUGCUGGACAUCCAGGCCUCGCAGCUGCGCCGGAUGGAAUCCUCCAUCAACCACAUCUCCCAGACUGUGGACAUCCAUAAAGAGAAAGUUGCGAGACGAGAGAUUGGGAUUUUGACCACAAACAAGAACACGUCCAGGACCCACAAGAUCAUUGCCCCUGGCAACAUGGAGCGACCAGUGCGUUACAUCAGGAAGCCCAUAGAUUACACCCUGCUGGACGAUGUGGGCCACGGUGUUAAAUGGCUAAAAGCAAAGCAAGGGAACAGCCAGCCUGCCAGGGCAGCGGGAGGGACUUUAUCAAGGACUAAUCCACCCACACAGAAACCACCAAGCCCACCCAUGGCAGGGCGGGGCACCCUGGGAAGGAACACACCCUAUAAAACUCUGGAGCCCGUCAAGCCUCCGGUGGUGCCUAACGACUACAUGACCAGUCCAGCUCGGCUAGGAGGUCAGAACAGCCCUGGACGCACAGCCUCGCUCAACCAGAGACCCAGGACACACAGUGGAAGCAGUGGGGGCAGCGGUGGCCGAGAGAACAGCGGGAACAGCAUGGGCAUCCCUUUGGCUGUUCCAACACCCUCCCCUCCCAGCAUGGCACCAGUGGUUCCCCAAGGUCCAGGUCUAGGGCCAGUUCCGAUGUCCCAGUUCGGCACCAUCUCUCGGCAGAUUUCCAGGCACACCUCCUCCACCACCUCCUCCUCUGCCUCCAUGGUGUCGGCCACAGGCACGUACCGCCGAGCGCCCUCCAGCUCCGCCCAGUUCUCCGUGCCCCAGCCACACCUUAAUGGGGGUCCCACAUACCCGCAAAACACAGUGUCUGUGCCCCAGCCGCCUCCCCCCAUGGUGCAGCUAACUCCCCAGAUUCCUCUCACUGGCUUUGUGGCCAGAGUUCAGGAGAACAUAUCAGACAGCCCCUCCCCUCCCCCGCCCCCACUCCCUGAGGACACGCCCAUGUUUGAGGAAGCGGCUCCGCCCCCUCCCCCUCCUCCUGUGGACUAUGAGGAAGAAGACGCCUCUCUGGUGCACUAUAAUGACCCUUACGCUGACGGAGACCCUCACUGGGCCCCCAAGUCCUACAUAGAAAAAGUGGUGGCCAUCUACGACUACACCAAGGACAAGGAUGACGAGCUUUCCUUCAUGGAGGGCGCCAUCAUCUACAUCAUCAAGAAAAACGACGACGGCUGGUUCGAGGGCGUGUGCAACGGCGUCACCGGCCUGUUCCCCGGCAACUACGUGGAGUCCAUCAUGCACUACGCCGACUAACGAACGCCGACUAACCAUCACAAACAAACAUUUACGAAGUGCAUUAGGAUAUGACCGAAUGUUUGUUUUCGUCCGACGUAUUUAAGUAUUUGCUGUGCGUAUCGAGGGACUGAGCGAACACAAAGGCGAAUGCGGAAAGAGCAGCAGCAAGUCUUCGCUUCUUUCUAGCUAGGUCUUUUAUUUAUAUAUAUAUUUUGUACAUACGGUACUGUACGAAGCUGCCUGUAGAUCGUUAACUAGUGUGUUUUCGUGCGUGUUUCGUCAGUGUAGCGAGGCCAGUCUUUGCAGUAUGCCAACUUGUCGGCUAGGGCUUGUUUUUAUUCAGAAGUGCUCGUUGUAUUUUUUUCCGUAACUUACUGCCAAACUCUUCCCUCCUGUCAGGGAAGACGUGUUCUGAAUGUUGUUUCUUAAAUGUGAUUCAUGCCUGGCUGACGAUCAGGCAGAAACCGGGAAAACGAUCGUCGUGACUUUUUUUUGGUCUGUUUUUCCAUUUUUGCCUCCAGUCUUUGCCUACACUGUAUUUUAAUUCCACCUUCAUUGCUUUGGCUUGGCCGAGGCUGAGGAAGGAAGCAGUAUUACUUAGAAAACUACUCUUCUUGUUUGUGUAGCUUAAGGCUACGUUGGUAUCAGACAAAGGCACUGUUGAAUGAGUGAGCGCAGUGUUCCUCACAGUUCAUCUCUUAAGACUACUCAAAAAACCAACAGCUGUCCACUACCAUGAAGAUCAUCUCACUUCCACUUUGGGUCCCAUUUAAUGAUCCAAUCAUGUCAUUAUUUGUCACGAUGGCUUAUUUUUGGUCACUGUAAUUUACACUGUGUGUCCGAAAGUGUCCAGACGCCCGCUCGUCCAAUAAUGCUCAGCAUUAUUAGCGAGUUUGCUGAAGUAACAGCUUCUGCUCAUCUGAGGAGGCUUUGCUGAAACGUUGCUCCUGACAACCCAGAGGCUUUUGCUUGUGCCCCAUCACUGCGGUACGGAAAAGGCUGUGGGUUCAUAGAUUUUAUUUGAUCAGUUUUCCAGUGAUAUUUGUUCGCUCAAGAUCUUGAGCUAUUUAUAUGAUUAUUACAACAAAACAAAUGUUGGUCUCCCAAAAACAAACUAACCAAAAGUUUAUUUUACAGAACGCUACAGAAAAUCACAGCUAACAUGCUGCUCGGAUACUUAUUUCAAUUAAACCACCAGCCGUACUGACCAAUACAGCCUGCAGACAGAUAAACAGAUAAAAUGUUCUAGAUUUUUGGCUAAAUGGUCCACAAAGUUAAGUUUUGGCCCAAAUGGAGCAUUCGUUAAGUUUUUACACAGAAUUUCAGCAUAAUUCAUUCAUCUGGAUUCACACAAAGUCAUUCAGACUGGUUUGAUGUGAAAUGAUUCAUUGAGUGCUUUUAUUUGUCCUUAAUAAUCUGAUAACUAAAAUCAGAUUUUGUCAAAUGCUGUUUGCUUUUUCCAGUACUGCAGUCUAUUUUCGCACAUGUGCAGACUGAUAAAACGAAAGAAAUCAGAGUAAGAGUUCACACUC
Molecule: messenger RNA, 3070 nt
Organism: Colossoma macropomum (tambaqui)
Lineage: Eukaryota; Metazoa; Chordata; Actinopteri; Characiformes; Serrasalmidae
Gene: abi1b
Product: abl-interactor 1b
Exons: 11
Coding region: 72-1556 (494 amino acids)
Cellular component (GO): intracellular anatomical structure; lamellipodium
Molecular function (GO): SH3 domain binding
Source: RefSeq, a predicted model, not a curated record